Messenger RNA from Musa acuminata subsp. malaccensis (wild Malaysian banana), 1802 nucleotides. NCBI's taxonomy places the organism in Eukaryota, Viridiplantae, Streptophyta, Magnoliopsida, Zingiberales, Musaceae. The record is from RefSeq and is a predicted model, not a curated record.
AGAACAUGUAGAAUAGCCAUCUGUCUCUCCAUUAUAUUCUUUUACAGUGAGGAUGUAGCCCUCCCAUCUCAUUUCUACCUCACCUUUGUCAUGCAUGAAGCGGCCACCACUUCCCUCCUUCUCCCUUCCUGCAUAUGCCAUCACCCUAAAAGCUUAAAGGCUAAGAAUCUCUCUCUACCAACCAGACACAACCAUGACAAUUAUAAUAUAUAAGCCACUCAGGAGAGAAAUAAGACCCUUCCUUUUCCUUUCUCUCUCCUUUUCUCUAUCUCUCUUCCCUUCCCUUCCUCCUUUGUGCUCUCUGCAACUCCCUCCACCACUUCUUAACCCCAUCAACCUUUUGACAAAAGAGAAAUAGAUCGCCAAGGAAGAAGGUGUGGUGGAGGAACGGAGUGCAACCAUGGUUUUCCCAUCAGUUCCUGUGUUUCUUGAUCCACCUAAUUGGAACCAGGUGAGCUCUCUUCUUCCUUGUCUCAUCUUUUCCUCCGACGCCUUCCAUGUCCAAAAGCAACAGGCUCACCAGCAGGGAAACAGCGGCCGCGGUGGCGGUGAGGCUUCCCAGCUUCCACCAGGAUUGGCAGCGCCGCGCCCUGACGGUGGUAUGGCUGGCCUGAUGAGGCCCGGGUCGAUGGCGGACCGAGCUCGGCUGGCAAAGAUACCGCAGCCGGAGCCCGGGCUCAAGUGCCCGCGUUGCGACUCCACAAACACCAAGUUCUGCUACUUCAACAACUACUCCUUGUCGCAACCGCGCCAUUUCUGCAAGACAUGCCGGCGUUACUGGACGCGAGGGGGGGCCCUCCGAAACGUCCCCGUCGGCGGCGGUUGCCGGCGCAACAAGAGGACCAAGUCCACCGCCGGCGGUAGCUCCUCGAAGUCCUCGAAUACCACCACCCAGACCGGUGCCUCCUCCUCGUCUUCCACGGCCACGUCGUCGGGCGUAGGUGGUGCAAUCGCAUCCACCACGCUGCUCGCUUCGCAGCUGCCGUUCAUGGCCUCGUUGCACCCGCUUCCCGACUUCGCAGCGACCAACUUUGGUGUGAGCUUCUCAGGCAUCCAACCCGUGGAUACGUUGGACUACCAGCUGGGUGGCGGCGGCAGCAGCGCCCCAGGCGGCGGCGUCGGGAUGGAGAACCUGAGGCUUCAGCAAAUGCAGCAGUUUUCUCUGAUAGGCGGACUGGACCUCCCACAGCCGCCGGCACCUGCACCAACACCGGCUUCCGGGCUAUUCUCUUUCGUCGGUGAUGGUGGUGGGUUCAUCGGUGGUUCAUCGACAGGGCAAGCUCAAACAAAACCGACCAAUUCCGGACUCAUCACCCAACUGGCUUCGGUGAAGAUGGAUGACAGCCAACAGCUGCUUGGUUUUCCGAGACCGUAUCUUGGUGUUUCUCGCAACGACCAAUUCUGGAGCGGCGGAGGCAGCAGCAGUAGCACCGGAGGAUGGAUGACAGAUCUCUCCGGAUUCAACUCUUCAUCUAGCAACAUAUUCUAAUGCGAUGUCCUCUGCACUGAUGGUUCUAUAACGUGGAAGCUUAGUUUUUUUGCAAUGGCUUCAAGAAGACCUACUGGAGGAGGAAGAAGAUGAAGCAGUAGAGUGAGUACUAAAAACCGGUUUAACUUGUGAUAUGGUGGAUGGCAUGCAUCUGUUAGCAAAACCUCUGUAAAAGAAGCUCUAGCAAUGGUAGGUAGGUUUCUUGUUUCAGAUUAUUUGGAUUGGUGUUGUUCCUCAUGUUCUCUAAUUAAUGUGCUGUUGUAUCUUACACUCCGCUUAUAGAAUCUUAAUGCAUGAAGUGUUGAAGCUUUUC